Messenger RNA from Drosophila rhopaloa, 657 nucleotides. Its product is annotated as shematrin-like protein 2. The transcript has a single exon. NCBI's taxonomy places the organism in Eukaryota, Metazoa, Arthropoda, Insecta, Diptera, Drosophilidae. The record is from RefSeq and is a predicted model, not a curated record. The coding region runs from base 68 to 478 and encodes 136 amino acids.
CGGAGCAACCAUAAAGCCACUGAUAAAGUCAAGCGACCAGCAAGCAGUUCAAGGAGCAAUAAGGAUAAUGCGUAGCUGGUUUUUAUUCGGAUUAUAUGCCGUGCUAAUCGCCGCAACAGUUGGCCAACCGCUGCAGCAAAAUGAGUCCGGAAAAAACGAGGAUUCUGAAAGGGGCGAGCGAGUGAGUCGCCAAAUUCCCUAUCCAUACAUGGGCGGCUACGUCGGAGGAUACGGUGGAUACGGAGGAUACGGAGGAAUCGGUGGAUACGGGGGCUAUGGAAGCUACGCCGGCAUACGCUCUUCACUUUAUCCUUACGGCAAUCUGUACGGCUCCAGCGGCUUGGGACUGUCGGGCGGAUAUUAUGGUCGUCCUUAUGGUUAUGGCGGUGGCUAUAAUAUUGGAUAUCCGGCCAUUGGCGGCGUUGGUGGCAUUGCCGGCGGCAUCUUUGGCGUUAGUCCACUUUCCCCAUUCGCUUAAGUGGCUAACCGAAAUAAAAAACCUAUACAAAAAACUAAAACCAUUGGCAAAUUUAACUAAAAAAAUAUUUUUUUUUUAAUGGGAGUGAAGUUUAGCUGUGGUUAAAUAAGCAAGGAUUACCUAAUGAUUCCUCAGUCAGCUAUUUGACAUGGUAAUGUGAUUGUGGUCAAUAUGGAAAA